Molecule: messenger RNA, 2226 nt
Organism: Orycteropus afer afer
Lineage: Eukaryota; Metazoa; Chordata; Mammalia; Tubulidentata; Orycteropodidae
Gene: C1R
Product: complement C1r
Exons: 12
Coding region: 1-2226 (741 amino acids)
Biological process (GO): complement activation; zymogen activation
Cellular component (GO): blood microparticle; extracellular region
Molecular function (GO): serine-type endopeptidase activity; calcium ion binding
Source: RefSeq, a predicted model, not a curated record
AUGACUAACACCCAAUGCUGCAAGUUACAGAGACUGGCCUCCCCUCCACCUGCCCCUGCCUGGAAUAUCUCUGUAAGGUCUAGAAAGGGCAGAGAGGAAAAUGCUGAAUGGUGGCUCCCUUACCUCCUGGUGGUUAUCUUGUUCUACAGUGUGGGAGGUUCCAUCCCUCUCCCUCCGAAACUCUUUGGGGAGGUGACUUCCCCUCUGUACCCCAAGCCUUACCCCAACAACUUUGAGACAACCACGGUGAUCACGGUCCCCCAAGGAUACAGGGUGAAGCUUGUCUUCUGGCACUUUGACCUGGAGCCUUCUGAAGGCUGUUUCUAUGACUAUGUCAAGAUCUCCGCUGACAAGAAAAGCCUGGGGAGGCUCUGUGGGCAACUGGGUUCCCCACUGGGCAAUCCCCCUGGGAAGAAGGAAUUUAUAUCCCAAGGGAACAAGAUGUUGUUGACUUUCCACACGGAUUUCUCCAACGAGGAGAAUGGGACCAUUAUGUUCUACAAGGGCUUUCUAGCCUAUUACCAAGCUGUGGAUCUUGAUGAAUGUGCUUCCCAGCUAGACUCUGUAUCAGAGGAUCCCCAGCCCCGGUGCCAGCACCUGUGCCACAACUAUGUCGGUGGCUACUUCUGUUCCUGCCGUCCAGGCUAUGAGCUUCUGACAGAUGGACAUUCCUGCCAGGCCGAGUGUAGCAGUGAUCUGUACACAGAGCCAUCAGGCUACAUCUCCAGCCUGGAGUACCCCCGGCCCUACCCCUCUUACCUGCGUUGCAACUAUAGCAUUCGAGUAGAGAGGGGCCUCACCCUCCACCUUAAGUUCCUGGAGCCCUUCGAAAUUGAUGACCACCAGCAAGUAAAAUGCCCAUAUGACCAGCUGCAGAUCUAUGCCAAUGGGAAAAACAUUGGCGAGUUCUGUGGCACUCAGAGGCCCCCUGACCUUGACACCAGCAGCAAUGCCGUAGAUCUGUUGUUCUUCACAGACGAUUCAGGGGAUAGCCGAGGCUGGAAGCUGCACUACACCACUGAAACCAUCAAGUGCCCCCAGCCCAAGACACUAGACGAGUUCACCAUCAUCCAGAACCUGCAGCCUAAAUACCAGUUCCGUGACUACUUCAUUGCCAGUUGCAAGCAAGGCUACCAGCUCAUGGAGGGGAAACAAGCGCUACUGUCCUUCACAGCUGUUUGCCAAGAUGAUGGCACAUGGCAUCGGGCCAUGCCCAAGUGCAAAAUCAAGGAUUGUGGGCAGCCUCGAAGCCUGUCUAAUGGGUACUUCAACUACAUCACCAAAAAGGGAGUCAAUACCUACCAGGCUCAUAUCCAGUACUACUGCAAUGAACCGUAUUACAAGAUGCAGACCAGAGCUGAAAGUGAUGAGUCCAAACGAGGGAUGUAUACCUGCACAGCCCAGGGCAUUUGGAAGAAUGAACAUGAAGGAGAGAAAAUUCCUCUGUGUUUGCCAGUGUGUGGGAAACCAGUCAACCCUGUGGAACAGAGGCAGCGCAUCAUUGGAGGGCAAAAGGCCCAGAUGGGCAACUUCCCCUGGCAGGCGUUCACCUACAUCUAUGGGCGAGGGGGUGGAGCCCUGCUGGGCGACCGCUGGAUCCUCACAGCUGCCCAUACCCUCUACCCCAAGGAACACGAAGCACAAAGCAAUGCCACUGUGGAUGUGUUCUUGGGCCACACAAAUGUGGAAGAGAUCACCAAACUGGGAAACUACCCUAUCCGCAGGGUCAGCAUCCACCCAGACUACCGUCAGGAUGAAUCCAACAAUUUUGAGGGGGACAUUGCCCUGCUGGAGCUAGAAAAUAGUGUCACACUGGGUCCCAACCUCCUCCCCAUCUGCCUGCCUGACAAUGAGACCUUAUAUGAUGAAGGCCGCAUGGGCUAUGUCAGUGGCUUUGGGAUAACAGAGGAGAAGAUUGCUUCUCACCUCAGGUUUGUCAGUCUGCCUGUAGCUAAGCGAGAGGCCUGUGAAAACUGGCUUCAGAAAAAGAAGAGGAAUGAUGUGUUUUCUCAAAGCAUGUUCUGUGCUGGGGACCCUAGUCUAAAGCAGGAUUCCUGCCAGGGGGACAGCGGUGGGGUCUUUGCAGUGAGGGAUACAAACAGUGAUCGCUGGGUAGCUACAGGCAUCGUAUCCUGGGGCAUUGGGUGCAGCAAGGGGUAUGGCUUCUACACCAAGUUACUCAACUAUGUGGACUGGAUCAAAAAAGAAAUGGAAGAAGAGGGCUGA